This is a messenger RNA of Myxocyprinus asiaticus (Chinese sucker), 2583 nucleotides long. Its product is annotated as inositol-tetrakisphosphate 1-kinase-like. The record is from RefSeq and is a predicted model, not a curated record. The transcript has 12 exons. The coding region runs from base 233 to 1438 and encodes 401 amino acids. Gene Ontology annotation, molecular function: inositol-1,3,4-trisphosphate 6-kinase activity; inositol-1,3,4-trisphosphate 5-kinase activity; inositol-3,4,5,6-tetrakisphosphate 1-kinase activity. Lineage: Eukaryota; Metazoa; Chordata; Actinopteri; Cypriniformes; Catostomidae. Gene Ontology annotation, cellular component: cytoplasm. Gene Ontology annotation, biological process: inositol trisphosphate metabolic process.
GUUGACAAGUAAUGGGGUUAUACAGUAUAAGGAUAAGAUCUGAGGUUUGCCAAGGGACACACUCGUCGUUUUCAUGCUGUGACAGAGGGACACGCACUCUGGAGGACUUUGGCAAUCGUGGAUGGACUAGUGCCGAUAGUCUAAAUCUGUAACUGGGAGGUCCUAGUAACUGAACAGAACUUCUGUUUUCAGAUUCAGCACCACCGGCUUUUCUGCAGUGAUUCUGUCAGAGAUGCAGAAGUUCGGUAAAGGAAAGCGAGUUGGAUACUGGCUCAGCGACAAGAAGAUAAAAAAACUCAAUUUCCAGACCUUCGUGGAAAUGUGCAGGAAACAAGGCAUAGAGAUGAUUCAGCUGGAUCUGAGCCAUCCAAUAGAGAAGCAGGGUCCUUUUGAUGUCAUCAUCCACAAGCUGACUGACCACAUUGUUGAGGCUGACCAGAAGGUCACAGAGUCUCUGCUCCUUGUACAGGGAGUUCAGGACUACAUAGAUGCUCACCCUGAAACAGUAAUUCUGGACCCUCUUCCAGCCAUUCGUACUCUGUUGGACCGUUGCAAGUCGUACAAGCUAAUCCAUAUAAUUGAAGACUGCAUGCAAGAUGACAGGAUCUGCUCACCUCCGUUCAUGGUCCUCAAGAGCGAGUGUGGCGCAGAGACUCUGGAGGAGCUCCACAAAAAUGGAAUAACAUUUCCUUUCAUUUGCAAGACCCAGGUAGCUCAUGGCAUCAGCUCCCAUGAGAUGGCCAUCAUCUUCAGUGAAGAAGAUCUGAAAGACAUCAAGCCCCCAUGUGUAAUUCAGAGCUUCAUCAACCAUAAUGCAGUUUUGUACAAGGUCUUUGUAGUGGGAGAGGCCUACAAUGUGGUGCAGCGGCCCUCGAUUAGGAACUUUCCUUCUGGACCCACAGAUAGAAGAUCAAUAUCCUUUAACAGUCACCAUGUGUCCAAGCCAGAGUCCUCUUCUCACCUGACCAGUAGGGACAACAUGGAGGGGCAGUACUGGGCACCCAGAAAUGAUGUCAUCCAAAAAAUUUCCAGAAGGUUACGACAAGCCCUCGGAAUUUCUCUGUUUGGGAUUGAUAUCAUUAUAAACAACCAGACUGGCCAGCACGCUGUCAUUGACAUCAACGCAUUCCCAGGUUACGAGGGAGUCCCUGAGUUUUUUGAUGACUUGUUGAGUCACAUCACCAGCAUUCUUCAAGGUCAUGUAACAAAUGGAGUGACAUGCCCUCACCUGAGAGUGAAUGGAAUAGCACAGUGCCCAUCUGUGGCCUGUGCGAUGCACUGUGGCAUGCUUGGACAUAUAAGCAGUUGCUGGUUCAAGGACAGCGAGGGGAUAAAGAAGGAUUCCCUUCAGGGACGGAGUUGCUGUGGUGCUUGCAUGGCUCCAAACUUUCACCAGCAUGGCAGAUCCAGUUUAGCAGCAGAGACUUCCUCACAGUGACACUGUGUGACCCAUGCCAAUCUAAUAGAAUAAUUAAUUACCAUUCACAAACCAAUUUAACCCUCAUCCAAUGGUAGGUAUAUAGAAAAUUCCUUUGUGCCAAAUGUGAAUUGUGAAGGAAAUUAUUAAAUGUGUAUUGAUUGUUUUCUAAGAAUUGAUUUUAUUUAAAUGAAUGUUUAACAUGGCUACCUGAUUGUGAAAAAGUAUGCGAUUUGAUCAUUGAUGAAUGUUGCACUGGACUUGGUUUACAUCAAAAUGACUGAAAAUAUUAUUAAUUGUAAUAUAUUAAUGAGAUACUUUACAUAACUUGAAAGGAAAAUUAGUGUCACGAUUCGGAUGUAACUUUAAGAUGUUGCACUAUUUAAAAAAAAAUUAAAAAAAAAUAAAAGUGCCCAGUUGGCACUAAGGAUUCUCUUCUAGCAUGCAUGAUAAGCUCUUGACAAAAUUCUUGAUUGGAGAGCUUGAACACCUUAUAGUGCUGUCUGAAGCAAUCAGGUGGCAAUUAAUCUUUUCAAAACACAGCAAGAGUAGCAAUGCUUGCAUUUCAAAAACAUGUAACAGGUUGUAGGGUUAGAUGUUUUUAAAGAGUAAACAUUUAAUAUCUGGAGGAACCUGUAGUCCUUUAUGUAGUUGCACUUCUUUUAAACAUCCUUCCCACACUUACAGGUGCUACAAGAAUAUAUGGGAUUAUGCAUUGUUAACAAACAGAAAACUAACUAAUUUACAUACCACUUAAGGGAAUAUCACUCAAAAAUGUUAAUUCUGUCAUCAUGUACUCACAUAUCCAUUCCAAGCCUGCAUGAUUUCUUUCUUAGCAGAAUGUUCAUGCUGCUCUUUUCCACAUAAUAAACGUCAAUGGUGACCAGGGGUCAUUAAGAUAAAGGUAGUCCAGAUUUUGUGCUAUAUUCCUAGUCUUUUAAAGUCAUAAGAUAGCUUUGUGUGAGGAAAAGACCCUUAAUUUAAGUCAUUAUGCACUGAUAAACUUCUCUGCGAAAGCGCUUCUAUAUUCUAUGGAAGAUUUUCAGCGAAUAACAGCCCAAUUGCUUUGUGUUAUGUUUGUACAUGAUGUAUAAUUUGUAUAUCUGUUGAUUUUUUGAGGUAGAAAAAGCCUUUGAAAUGACAUAAUAAUAAAUACAGAACUCUAA